Molecule: messenger RNA, 321 nt
Organism: Dujonia railenensis
Lineage: Eukaryota; Fungi; Ascomycota; Pichiomycetes; Serinales; Debaryomycetaceae
Source: the annotation of a GenBank genome assembly
AUGUCUAAUAUACUCCCAUUCACAGAGGCCAACACCAAGAGAGUGUCCUCACUCUUUAGACAAGCAUUAAGAACCGCAUUUGACCAUUCCAUGAAAUGGGAUGUCUACAGAAGAGAACAGAACAAAAUUAGAACCUUAUUUGACGCAAACAGUAAAAUUGAUGAUUCUAAAACCUUGGAAAAGGUCAUUGCCAAUACUGAAUCCAAAUUAGCUCAAUGGAAACAUCCAGAUCCAUAUAUUCCACCAUGUAGACCAGGUGGUACCAAAUAUCAAAGAAAUGCCUUCCUUCCUGCAGAAGAAAAGGUUUCAGGAGAUUGGUAG